AUGACGGUCAGGGAAGCCUCCCAUGCGGGUUCAUGGUACUCCGGCAAUGGCAGACAACUCGCAACCCAACUGGACCUCUGGCUGUCGAAAGUCCCCGAGAAGGAUAUUCUGCCUGGAGUCGAGAAACUACCCUUACCUGGUGCAAGAGUGGUGAUAUCUCCCCAUGCCGGAUACGCAUAUUCUGGCCCUUGUGCAGCAUGGGCGUACAAAUGUCUGGAUCUCUCCAAAGCCAAGCGCAUCUUCAUCCUCCAUCCAUCCCAUCACCACCAUCUAAGCACGGCGGCCCUACCAGUUGUGGACGCAUACGAGACUCCUCUGUCCGAAACACCCCUCCCUCUCGAUCACGAAACCAUCAAACACCUGUCCAGCCUGUCGACCACCGUACAAGGCCGCACGGUGAAGUUCACCACCAUGUCCCAAUCGGUCGACGAGGCGGAGCACAGCGCCGAAAUGCAACUGCCAUAUAUCCACCGGCUGCUGCAGAAACUCUAUCCUGACCAGUCCGAGUCCUCGUAUCCCCCUCUAGUGCCGAUAAUGGUGGGCGGGACGAAUGCCGCGACGGAGGAAGCUCUGGGAAAGAUGCUGGCACCAUAUAUCGCAGACGAGGAGAACGCCUUUGUCAUCUCAUCCGACUUCUGUCACUGGGGUAGUAGGUUCGGGUAUACAUACUACGUCCGGGACGCACCGAGUCCGGCCUUGUCGCCGCUGAUGCUUCCGAACGGUGUACGAGGAGAAUUUACCACGGCGAAAGGGUCGACCAAUGAAGAUGUCCACAAGAUGCCGACGCUGGGCCAAGGGGAGGAGCUCAGGUCAAACAGCAAAAUCCCAAAGGAGGGCCCUCAGAUAUAUGAGAGCAUAGCACAUGUGGACAGGGCCUGUAUGUGCGCCAUUGCCACGGGGAAGCAUUCGGAGUUCCUUGGUGUUCUUAGGGAAACGGGAAACACGAUUUGUGGCAGACACCCCAUCGGAGUGUUCAUGGCUGGUGUGGAAGAAAUUGAGCGGUUGGAGAGGGAGAAGAGCCAGAACGAGGCUGCGAACGCGAAUACUGAUCCGACCAGAAGGAAAUUCCGCUUCAUGAGGUACGAAAGGAGCAGUGACGCCGUGAAUGUCCGGGACAGCAGUGUCAGCUAUGUCAGCGCAUUUGCGGUACUUUGA
Molecule: messenger RNA, 1155 nt
Organism: Capronia coronata CBS 617.96
Lineage: Eukaryota; Fungi; Ascomycota; Eurotiomycetes; Chaetothyriales; Herpotrichiellaceae
Exons: 1
Coding region: 1-1155 (384 amino acids)
Source: RefSeq, a predicted model, not a curated record